UUUCUUAGAAAUUCAUAAGGCCAUAUUGAAGCCAUAUUAUUCUAUAUUGACACUGAAAGCAGAUAGUAAUCAAAGAUAUUAUAACUUCUAAUAGUAAUCAAUACACAAUCGGUGUCGUAAUUAUAAAGCAUCGAAACUUCAUUAAAUAAUAUUUUGUACAAAUUAAAUAUUUAUAAAGGUUACUAAUAAUGUCGCACGAACUGGAAGUGGAGAUGCGGUCCCAAAGUAUAUCGAUGUUGUCGGACCUGGGCAGCACCAGUGCCGCGCGGGCUCGGUGGCGCAACGCAGCGCUGCACGAGCGGUGCGACAUGAACGACAUGAGGAAUAUAAAGGCGGCCUUCCAAGUAUCAUUCAAUAACAAAAUGACUCCCAUCGAGUUCAGGGACCUACUGAAAAAUCUCCUGGACGUGGAUUAUGACGACGAAGUGUUUAAUAUAAUGUUUAUGAAGAUAAACACCAGUCGCACUGGUGAGAUCGACUGGGACGAGCUGGUGUCACACCUGAUCCUCGGUUACCUGGGAAACGACUCAGAGAACCAGCGGGAGUCCUUGCAGCCGCCCAUCAUGGGGCUGCCUGUCAUCAUGCGCUCGGAGCACAGGCACCCCAUAUCUAGGAUAUGCUUCUGUCCCGACGUCGACAAGGAUCGCUGCACGGACCCGAUGCAGGGCAUGUACAUUACCGUGAGCCGCGACGGCAAGGUUAACUGGUGGUCUCUGGACAUGAAGCUGCUGAGGACUGCCUACUCCUCGAGCCCGCAUCUGAGAGUCCGCACAACAUGGGUGACGGACAUGGUGUGCAUGCCCGACGUGAACAUCAUCGUCACCAGCUCCACCGAGAGAGACCUGCGCUUCUACGACUCCACCGCGAAGAAUUUCACUUUGAAAAUAAUAAUCACUAGCUGGGAGUAUAUGAUCUGUACGAUGCAUUACCAUUUUAACAAAGACGUAAAGGAGCAAUGCAUAUUGGUGUGUGGCGACGUGGGGGGGAACGUGCGGUUGCUGCUGUUCUCGCCCAUCCUACGAGGGCCCUUCCAGAGCCAAGCUGGUGUAGCAACGAUAUCGCUGCGACAUGUGGAUUUGCAGAAACGGCCUUAUACGUUACCGGGCCUACGCCUCGUCGAGUUAGGCCGCGUGCACGGAGAGUGGGUGCGGCAGGUGUCGUACUACGUAUCGCUGCACUGCGUGGUCUCCUGCGCCACCUGCAGCGACUCGCUGCUCAUGUGCGACGUCCACGGCUCCAAGACACACAACAUGUUUAGGGUAGAUAAGGGGAUUCAAUGUUUCGCAUUUGAUGAGGAGGCACACAUAUUGGUGACGGGAGGGCCGGACUGUGUGGUCCGGGUGUGGAACCCCUUCGUACCAGCCAAAGCCAACGUGUUGUUCGUGGGGCACCACGCUGCCGUGACCUGCAUAGUGCUGCAGAACAAGGGGCAGACCAUCUACUCGCUGUCACGUGAUAGAACUAUUAAAGUGUGGGAUGUCCUUAGCCACGCGUGCGUUCAGACGUACAUCGACAUUCCUGCUGUCGUGGGCGAGCGUACGCCUAUAUCAGCGGUGUACAACCCCGCCACCCGCGAAUUCAUCCUGGCCUGCAUGAGAAUAGCCGUCAUAGUGCUGGAUGAGCAACUGAACCCGCUGCACACCGACGGGUUCACGCACGCGCGGGCUGUGUCAGCAAUCCUCUACAAUCCGCUGUUCAAAAUUAUCAUCACACUCGGCAUGGACAGCAUUAUAAUCAACUGGAAUCCAAUAACAGGGAAACGUAACGUAUUGAUCCGUGACGCGCACGUGCGCGUCGUGCAUGGCGAGGUGAUUCCGGUGGAAAUCACCGCCGCCUGCUUCGAUCCAGGAUACCAACUGCUGCUCACAGGAGCCAGGAAUGGCGAGCUCAAGGUGUGGAACUUCAACACCGGUUCAUGCUUGCGAGAAUUGUCCAUUGAGCACAUGUGCGAAGUGACCAGCUGUUUUUGGGUGGAGGGAAGGAUCCUGGCCAUCGGUUGGAAUCGUCACGUAGUAGAGUUCGACGACACGGGCAUGGUGGACAGCGGCAAGACGUGGGAGACGCGGCACACGGACGACGUGAUGGCUGCGGCGGUGCGGCCGCCGCUGUCGCUCGCCACCGCCAGCUACAACUCCGAGCUGGUGCUGUGGAAGCUGGAGACUGGCCAGCCCUACAGGCGGUUCUUGUGCACGGAGCCUACGUUACGCAUCAAGAUGGUAUACAACAAGCGAGACCUCGUCAGGCCGCCCGCUGUGGCCGCCACAGAGAAGAUGUCGCAGAAGAACACACGCGGUACAUUACGUAAACCAGCAGGACCGACUUGCAUUCGUGACCCAUGUAAACAAGUCUACGAACAGAAUAUGCGCCAACUCGCCGUGCACGCCAUGGUCUUCCUAGAGACCCGACCGCACCAUUCACAAGUCGCAUCACUAAUGCUCUCCCUGGAGAAUGGCAAGAUACAGGGUUGGUCGGACCACUCGGCGGGCGGGUACCAAGGAUCCUUCCAUGCCGUCCACUCGGAGGGCGACUACGUGUCCUGUCUGGCCACUGACGUCGCCAACGAGUUCCUGUUCACCGGCAACACGCGGGGGUAUAUUAAAGUGUGGCUGAUGACCAACUACUUCACCAAUACAACGGAGCACAUCAACAUGCCGCGGCUGCGCCUGAUGUUCCCGUUCCUGUGGCGGGACCGCAUCGAGGGCCGCGCCAAGCGCAGUGUGCGCGACCAGCCCAAGCCGCUGCUGCUGAACAGCUACCGCGCACACCUCCGCUGCGUUACUGUUGUCGAAUACGUCGACGAGCUUAAACUUCUUUAUACCGGCAGUUCAGACUACAGCGUCCGAGUGUGGCGUCUGUCAGGCGAGUACUUGCAGACACUAGGCAGCUUCCUGCCGUGGACCCUGGAGGUACCGCGGUUCCCGCCCGAUGUGAGGAAGGUCGCCAGCUUCACCACGUUCAAGGUGUGGCGCAGCGGCCACGUGUCGCGCUACGUGCCGGGGCAGAAGGUGGUGGACAAGCUGCGCGACAUCACAGAGCACGAGCUGCAGACCAAGACCUUCGGCCAGGCACCCGACGAGCCGUUGCUUGGGAAGUACUACGCUCUGCCGGUCAGACCUGAGCGACAAGAUAAGAUCGUACUGGACGACUCAAUGGUUACGGUUCCGUUGUUUGCCCACCUGCGUAUGGCGUCCACGCAGCCAGUGCGGCGCCCGCCGACCCCAGAGUUGGUUCGCCAGACUCGACUGAAGCACCAGUUGAAGAAGGCGCAGCACCAUCCGCAGACGCAGUUUCACAUUGACGGCCCGUCACAUAAUUCAUCAAUCACGGCACAUAAUUCAUCAAUCACGGCACAGCCAACAAAACGCGUGUCGCUGCAAGCCCAAGAGGAAACCCCCGACCCGUAACCGUACGAUAAUGUGAAAUAACUUCGAAACGACAGGAAUAUUCGCUUUUCUUCAAUAACGUUGUCAUCGAGUGUGUAAGGAAAAUCGCCACAUCCUCCUAUACCGCUGCAACUCCUGUAAUCCAGGAUCUACAGUAGAUACAACCAACAACUAAAGUACAAUAUGUCGAUACUGAGAGUUCUCCCAAGUUGGCGUCAAGUAAGGGGCCCGGGGAUGGUAACUGCUGACAUGUGCCGAGACCGCGGGCGAGACGCACAAAGUUAGUAUUUGUUCAUGUCAUUAGGGAUCUCCUUACACUCAUCUUAAAUCUUUAAUUUAACUUUAAAUUUAAUUACUUUGACUUGUUACUGUUAAGUUACCUACGACAAACUUUACUACUGUUUUGUUAAGUACUGUUACUUUUAAUUAUCCUAAUUUGUAUUGUUUAAUUCCUCGUGUAUUUAUAAUAGAUACAUUUCACGGUAACUUUUUAUUAUUAAUUGC
Spodoptera frugiperda (fall armyworm) is the source of this 3887-nucleotide messenger RNA. Its product is annotated as WD repeat-containing protein on Y chromosome. Lineage: Eukaryota; Metazoa; Arthropoda; Insecta; Lepidoptera; Noctuidae. Bases 189 to 3404 code for a protein of 1071 amino acids. The record is from RefSeq and is a predicted model, not a curated record. The transcript has 18 exons. Gene Ontology annotation, molecular function: protein binding; calcium ion binding.